CGUUAGGCGGCUACAUACAGAACGUUAGGCGGCUACAUACGGAACGUUAGGCGGCUACAUGCGGAACGUUAGGCGGAUACAUGCGGAACGUUAGGCGGAUACAUGCGGAACGUUAGGCGGAUACAUGCGGAACGUUAGGCGGCUACAUACGGAACGUUAGGCGGCUACAUACGGAACGUUAGGCGGCUACAUACGGAACGUUAGGCGGCUGCAUACGGAACGUUAGGCGGCUACAUACGGAACGUUAGGCGGAAACAUGCAGAACGUUAGGCGGCUACAUACAGAACUUUAGUUGGAGCCCUACAUGGACGAGAAGUUCAUAACCCGAGCCUUCGGCACCAUGGGGGAGUUGGUGGUGAGUGUACGGAUUAUACGCAACAAGAUGACUGGUAGGGGUGCAGCAGGCUACUGCUUCGUGGAGCUGACGGAUGAAGCCACAGCUGAGAGGUGUCUUCGUAAAGUCAAUGGAAAAGCACUACCAGGAGCCACACCGCCUCGAAGAUUCAAGUUAAACCGGGCCACUUUUGGGAAGCAAGGAGAAAGCGGUCCACUCUAUUCUCUGUUUGUUGGGGAUCUCACACCUGAAGUGGAUGACGGGAUGAUCUACGAGUUCUUUUACAACCGCUACCCUUCCUGUCGUGGGGGGAAGGUGGUGCUGGAUGGCACGGGGAACUCCAAGGGUUGUGGGUUUGUCCAGUUCCCAGACCAGAGGCUUCAGAAGCUGGCCCUGGAGGAGUGUCAGGGAGCGGUGGGGCUCGGGAGCAAGCCCCUACGACUGAGCUUAGCUGCUAACAAAACUCGGCAUAAUCAAUCAGACAACAGGGGAUGGGGGUCCCACGGAGGAGGCUACAGACACAACCAGAACCAAUACAAUCAGCACAAUCAACAGCCGUACGGUAGUGGAUGGGGCUCUUGGGGCUACGACCAGAAUGGGGGCAACUAUGGCGGCUACAACUACAACCAGUAUGAUUACACACAGAAUCCUGCACAGGAAAAUGAAGCUUUUGAAGAUGAUGGUCUGGAAGAUCCUAACCCAGAGCUGGAUGUGGUGGAAGCCAACAGGAAGUUUAUGGAACACAGUGAGGAACUGUAUGAUGCCCUUAUCCAGUGCCACUGGCAACCCUUGGAAUCCUCGGAACAAACCUUUGGAACUACAAGUACCCUUCUAGAACCUGUCUACUGUUGAGGCAAUAUCCUCUUGCUAUGUUAUUUGGCCUCUCAUAUUAUUUUCUGUAGGCUAAAGACAUCCCCAGAACUGCCAUUUGCUUACAAACGUUGUUUGUUAAUCAACAAAAAAUGAUUUAUUUUGUGCAUCUAUUGACAUCAUUUUUUUUUUUAACAACAAAUAAACUGGACACGUGGCUCAUCCUGUACCUAAGAA
Molecule: messenger RNA, 1381 nt
Organism: Oncorhynchus kisutch (coho salmon)
Lineage: Eukaryota; Metazoa; Chordata; Actinopteri; Salmoniformes; Salmonidae
Product: tRNA selenocysteine 1-associated protein 1
Exons: 9
Coding region: 305-1186 (293 amino acids)
Biological process (GO): selenocysteine incorporation
Cellular component (GO): nucleus
Molecular function (GO): tRNA binding
Source: RefSeq, a predicted model, not a curated record